Exophiala mesophila is the source of this 2896-nucleotide messenger RNA. RefSeq lists its product as uncharacterized. The transcript has a single exon. NCBI's taxonomy places the organism in Eukaryota, Fungi, Ascomycota, Eurotiomycetes, Chaetothyriales, Herpotrichiellaceae. The record is from RefSeq and is a predicted model, not a curated record. Bases 151 to 2559 code for a protein of 802 amino acids.
CUCUUCUUUGGAGACGAAACGUCUGGCGAUGAUCACGGUCGUGGGAAAUGCUUCUCCAGCAAUGAUAGACCGUCCUUCACUUACUGUUCUUGCUUCUUGGUUCUGACAACAUCUGUUAUUUGCAUCUAACAUGUCUCGAUAGUUGCGCCUAUGCCUUCUCCUCAUAAGAAGCGACCGAUAUCCGAAUUCUUUCGUCCGUACAACACCAGCAAUGUUCCAGCGAAACGCCCUUCUCCCUCUAUCGAUCUGCCACCCGGCAAGAAGAGCCCUAGCAAGCCUCGAUCCCCCACGAGGACACCAAAGUCAGUGAAGAAACAUGGAGAUGACCUUACGACCACCCCACGGGCUUCGUUUUUCUCCCCGGCCGCUGCCCCCGGCUCCACCGCUUCGCUUCCAUACAGAAGUCCUGUCCCAAAGUCGUCCCUGAAGCCUCCGUCAAUAUACAAGAGUGGCUCCCUGUUUGGUGCUUCCCCGCAGGCAGACCAUGCCCAGAACAGACAAAAUCAUUCGUUCCAUUUCCAGGACCUGCCUGGCCCCUCCAAGUCAGUGGCACAGCGACAAGAGCCCAUUGUUAUCCCAGAUUCGGACGAGGACACCGAUUCCCUACUCUCGUUGGCAGACAUAUUCGGCAAACCACAAGACCAGACGUCGCGCUCUUCGUCACCGAAAGUCGAUGAAGACAAAAACGAACUUGAACGAAAGCAGCUCUUGUCCUUGUUCACACGCGGCCGGUCAGACCCUCUGGUGGGAAGGGACAAACUUCGAGAAUUGCAUCGUAAGCAACAAGCUUACAAGUUUGACUUGCAGGGGAUUCUAGACGAUCAUUUUGGCGACGAAGACAACGACAAGACUCUAAAGAAAGCCCAAGACCACUACCACGAAUCCACCAGGCCAAAAGACCACCGAUAUGCAGCGGAAAUGGACCGGGAACUACUGGCAACGGUGGCUCACAAUGGCGACGAUGAUGACCAUGUCAGGAGACUGAUGGACGCUGUGCAAAGAACAGAAGCACUAAAUGCCGAAAGAGUCUUCUCCUUUUUCGGUAACUCUGGUCUGAGUGAUUGGAGAGAUAAAGUCCCGGAUCGCAUGGACUUCCCCUACCAUGCCAUUUCCAAUGGCCUCCGGUCGAAAGAUGAAGAAGACACUCUGUCGACAUCAUUCAUUUCGGGUUACUUGUCAGAGCUGGCUUCAACAGGGAAAUUGGCCCAUGAUGUUUUGAUUUGGACUUUCUACGCCGUUGCGACAGAACCGCGAGAUGAUUUGCGGUACGGAUAUAUUAGCUGUCUCUCGAAUGGAAGUUCGUCCUGGACACGGAACAAUUUGAAAACCUCGGAUGUAUAUGGUAUUUUCAAGACACUAGGCGCAGAUUCAACCAGCCUGGACGAUUCGGACGCAAUCGUCUCAAGACAUCGACAUCUUAAAGAACCCGCAAGACGCGAUCCCAAGUACUUGCUUGCAGUCUUAGACAUGUUUCGAGGGAUUUGUCAAGACAUGGACUUCAUGGUCUUGAGCCAUCUCACCUCCAUUAUUUGUCGGCUUGGCUUGGAUCAAGAAAUGAUGAGUGAUAUGCGGAUCUCUACUGGGGUUGAAGGUCUGCUUGAACAUCUCCUAAGUCUACCAGAUCCUGAUAUGAGGUCACAUGUCAUGGAAAGAGUGCUGGACGAUAUUGGCCAGCAUUUGAAAUCACCGUUGCUUCAGGCCCGACUUCUCGAUCAUAUCCUACCUACAUCGAGCAGCACCAUUAAGAUCCGAAUCCUCCUAGCUCGAACCUUCCUCCUCGGGCCAUUAGCCAUCACCCUGUCGGAACUCAGCCCAACCGAUCUGUCUCUCGAUCCUCUCACCGAACAUAUCACCACAUCUGAAUCAUUCGAGACCUCACGUUCCAAGACCAGCGAUCCUGUAGACUACACUGCACUCAAGGCUCUGACACAUAUCCUCGACAUUGCCAUAUCUGUCGGAGGACGCCCUUCCACUUUUGAAACACGCGCAGAUGAAGUUUCCUUUAAUCGUUCUGUGGAUCGCCUCGCAGAUGCAGUCCGAACAAAAUACAUAUCAAUCGUCGACACUGGAGCUAGUCAUAUGAGUCGGACUGAAGCCAAAGAUCUAUUGCGCAGCUUACACUGGAGAUUGCUGUACAGCGUGCGAACUCAAAUCCGACUCAAAAAGGGUGUCUUUGAUGGAAAUGCAGGCAAGAAUGGAGGAUUUAGAGACGGCGACGAGGUCAGAAGCGAGGAGAGGAGUCGCGGGUUCAUGAAGGGGUUCCUAGAGAAAGUCAAGGCCAAGGGAACCACGAAUCAAGGAGACGAUAAAGUCAAGAUUGAGGAGCUAGACACAGAAACAGAAUCGGAGCCAGAAGCCGAGCCAGAAGGAAACACAGAAGACCAAACAGAAUCAGAUGCGGAUAGUGACGAUCCACUACAUGCAGAAGAAGAAGACGACGUCGUUAACAACCAGAGCGUCAUCUCCACUGCCACAACCACCACCCUAACUAGUGGGAGCACAACUACCACACCAUCUGAAACAGAGAUGGAGAUACGACGACAGUUGGGCUUGACGUGAGGUAUGAGUCAUGCGUGAGAAAUGUAUGAUGUGGAGUGUGCGUUUGAUUGUUAGGCAGAAGUUCGACGAAGGGACGAAUCAAUGCAUAUAAAGAUGCAAGAGAGUUAGAGUCGUGUUGUGGAUGCACCAAUGUGCCAUGCAAUGCAACAUGUCGGAGUAUUUGGUCCUUGAGCAUGGUGUUCAGGGGAAGCGAGUUGUGUUACGGUCUAGCAACUGGGACUAGCAAUGUUAGAAAUCAUCGAUAUCAUUCGAGAUUGGUGUUCUUAUGAGUAUGAGGGAUUCACAGGCACCUGUAGCUGAUGAGAUAAUAUCGAACUCGACCACGGGCACAUCUGAC